This is a messenger RNA of Mollisia scopiformis, 691 nucleotides long. RefSeq lists its product as uncharacterized. Gene Ontology annotation, cellular component: cytosolic small ribosomal subunit; ribosome. Gene Ontology annotation, molecular function: structural constituent of ribosome; small ribosomal subunit rRNA binding; mRNA 5'-UTR binding. Bases 79 to 531 code for a protein of 150 amino acids. Lineage: Eukaryota; Fungi; Ascomycota; Leotiomycetes; Helotiales; Mollisiaceae. The record is from RefSeq and is a predicted model, not a curated record. Gene Ontology annotation, biological process: translation; maturation of SSU-rRNA from tricistronic rRNA transcript (SSU-rRNA, 5.8S rRNA, LSU-rRNA); ribosomal small subunit assembly. The transcript is spliced from 4 exons.
CAAACCGCCAAUUCUGAAUAUCCUCGAACUUUUCCAACGUCAAACUUCACGAAGGUCAACACCAAGACAACCGACAUCAUGCCCCCAAAGAAAGUCGUUCGUCCCGCCCAGGAGAACAUCUCCCUCGGCCCCCAAGUUAGAGAUGGAGAACUCGUUUUCGGUGUUGCCCGUAUUUUCGCAUCAUUCAACGAUACCUUCGUCCACGUUACUGAUCUUUCCGGCCGCGAAACCAUUUGCCGUGUUACUGGAGGGAUGAAGGUCAAGGCCGAUCGUGACGAGUCUUCCCCAUACGCUGCUAUGUUGGCUGCUCAGGAUGUCGCUACCCGUUGCAAGGAGUUGGGUAUCAACGCUCUGCACAUCAAGAUCCGUGCCACUGGAGGUAACGGAACCAAGACCCCAGGUCCAGGUGCUCAAUCAGCUCUUCGCGCUCUCGCUCGUUCAGGAAUGAAGAUUGGCAGAAUCGAGGAUGUCACCCCAACCCCAUCCGACUCCACUCGUCGCAAGGGAGGUCGCCGUGGUCGUCGUCUCUAAAUUAUUGGCCUUUCAUACUCUCUGGACUUGGUUUUCGCUGUGGAGAUGACAAUAACGAGGGAGGACGGCAUGAUUUGCCUGGCCCCCAAUUUGCUUUACUUGUCACAUGGUCGCUUUUAGCGCAGCAGUAGAGAAUACAUGAUCCUCGAAUUCUCAAGCA